AUCUGGAAUGCCACAAGGCAGAUCGCAGCCAAGCUGAUCGCCUCCAGCAGAAGCAGAAGCAGCGAUCGCGAAGGCGAGUCCUGGCGAUGAAGCGGCGAAAGCUGGCGGCGGCGGCGGGCUUCUGCCUCUCCUUCUUGCUGGGCACUUUGCUCAACGUCUUCUUCUUCAUCCCGGCUUUCGACCCUCAGCAGCAGCAGCAGCAGCAGCAGCGGCAGAAGGGGGAGGCGGAAGGCAACGAGGCGCUCCUCCCGCUGCCUCCUCGGGGAGACUUAGCCCGGCAGAUCCGGGAGCGCUACGAGGAAGUCCUGCGCUACCGGGAGCCGCGGGCAGCGCGCUUAGAGCGCCGGCUGAUGGACCUGGAGCGGGGCCGCCCUGCUGCUGCUUCUUCAGCCUCAUCUUCACCUCCUCCUUCUUCUCCUUCUUGGUCUCCGACCUCCCGCCUGGAGCUGUCCCUGGGCCCGCUGCGCCUGGGCUGCGCGGACCUGCGGGAGGCCGGCGAGGUGCGCUUCCUGGGCUCGGGCUACACCAAGGCCGUCUACAAAGCCGCGCUCCACGGCGGGUCCGGACGCGCCCGCCCUCCUCUCGCCGUGGCCCUCAAGGCCGUGGACUUCGCCGGGCACGACGUGGCCCGCUGCGCCCAGCUCCACCGCGCCCCGCAGGACUGCUACCGCCUGGCCUCCUACAAGGUCCUCAAGGAGAUGGUCCUCCUCCACCGCCUGCGGCACCCCAACGUCCUCCAGCUCUAUGGAUAUUGUUAUCAAGAUAGUAACGACAUUUCAGAUACACUGACUGCCAUCACAGAACUGGGUUCACCAUUGGAGAUGAUACAGCUUUUACAGACUUCUUGGGAAGAUAGAUUUCGUAUCUGCUUCAGCUUAGUUCAGCUUCUGCAUUACCUGGCCCACUCUCCCCUUGGCUCUGUAACUCUGCUGGAUUUCCGACCUCGGCAGUUUGUGAUUGUGGAUGGAGAGCUCAAAGUCACUGAUCUGGAUGAUGCCAGCACUGAGGAGACUUCCUGCACUAGCAGCAGAGAUUGUUUCAUGGAAUUUCCAGCAAGAAAUUUUACUCUUCCUUGUACUGUUGAAGGCAAAUGCCAAAAUAUGAAUGAGAAGAGGAAUCUUUACAAUGCAUACAGAUUUUUCUUUACGUAUCUUCUGCCGCACAGUGCCCCUUCAUCCCUGAGACCAAUGCUGGAUAUGAUAGUCAAUGCUACAGGAGAACUCCAUUGGGGAAUAGAUGAAACUGCUGUUCAACUUGAAAAAGUUUUGCAUUUAUACAAGAGUGGCAUGUAUCUUCAGAACACUACUCAGGCUCCUAAAUCAGAUUACAAAAAGGUACCUGAAUCUGCUAUCCUCAAUGAGAACUAUAGAUGCUGGCCAUCCUACCAUCAUAAGGGAUGUCUCCUUUCUGUGUUUGACAUUAAUGAAGCCAUUGAGGUUUGUGAGAGCCAUUCGCAGUGCAAAGCUUUUGUUCUCACCAAUCAAACAACAUGGACAGGUCGUCAGCUAGCCUUCUUCAAGACGGGAUCCACUUCCAUGGUGCCUGAUCGUGACAAGACAACAUAUGUGAAAGUGACAGAUUGAAAGCAAGUGUGUCCAAUUAAGUUUAUUUUGUGUAGGCUUACGCAGAAGUAAGUCCUAAGUUCUGAUAGGUCCCUAGUAAGUGUGCAUAGGACUGGAACCAGCAAAUUUGAAAUAUGACAGAGAUUUGCAUGUCAAUGUAGUAUGUGGUUGCAUGCAAAGAAGCUGAGGAUGGAGAGGAAAUUGCACUAACACUUACUCUAAUCUACAGAAUGUGGAACCAAACUUUAAAGAAGAGACAUGCAUGACCAGGACAAAUGUGCAAUAGGACAACAUUUUAAAAAUGUGACUUUUUUGUAGAAGCAGAAUGAAAUCCAAAAUGUGAUACACUUUGAGGCUUGCCAUAGGUUGUUUUGAAACAACAGGCACCCCAAGUGUGCUUUUCCUUCUAGGCUUACACAAACGAUGUAAAAUUUUGCAUAGGAAUGCUAGGAAAUUUUUCCAUUCCCCAGGGAGUUUGGGAUCUUCUGUUCAGAUAUUUAUGCAAGCAAGUACAAUCAUUGCAGUUAACUGUCUUGUGUUCCAAAGCUAAACAUCAAAACUUCUGGAAGACAAUCAUGACUUCUGUUCCUUGUACCAAAUAUAGAAGACAUAACCUUAUGAUGUUCCUUGGGUCAAGAUGGCAUUGAAAAAAAAAAGAAUUUCAAUUAGGUUGAAUCUGGAGAGGGAGGAAGGAAGGAAGGAAGGAAGGAAAAACUGGAGGAAAUACAUAGGAUAUGAACCUAGCCGAGAUGUAUACAUUAAUCACAAGAGAGUACAAGUUGAGUAUCUCUUAUUGCAUAAACACACACCUAAUGAGAUAUCUUGGAGCUGAGGUCCAAGUCUAAACAAGAAAUUCACUUUUGCUUCAUAUACACCUUAUACACAUAGACUGAAGAUAAUUUUAAAUAAUAUUUUAAAUAAUUUUGUGCAUGAAAUAAAGUUUGUAUGCACUGAACUAUCAGAAAGCAAAGGUGUGACUUUCUCAGUUGCCUUUGUGGAUGAGUUUGGAGUCUUUCAGAAUUUGGAAUUCUGAAUAAGGGAUGCUCAACCUGUAUUUAAAAAGUUUAUUCAAUUGAUUUUAUCCAUCUUAAUUGAUCAAUCAACAUACAUUUCUCAAUGGGAAAGACAAAGUUUAAAAUAUACUUACCUAGAUAUUGAACCAUCAUUAUCAUCACUGCCAUUAUCACCAUUGUCAUCUUUCUGAUGUUAGAGAAGAUAUUUCUCCCAUCCUCUCAUUUUUUUUUACUCUAGGGGGAUUUAAAAUUGUACUUAAUAGCUGUAUGGAGCUGGAAGGCAUCUCUUUAGAUCUGUGGAGUGAAUCCUGCACCCCAUAGAUCCUGUCUGGGAUCCGAAAACUCUUUUUGUAAUCAUACCCUCCUUUUGGGCCUUCAGCACUUUCCAAUUAGAAACAAGAGCACCCUCCUUAAAAACUGCAGCUUACAGUAAAUCUCCUUUUUUGGGAAUGCAUGGGUUCACCUUUAAAAGAUGCAUCUUUUACUGGAUUUUUUAAAAAGCUAUUUCCAAAAGUGGUGCUGGAUUUCCACCUAUUUCUAUAUAGAUUUUUCCCAUUAGGUGAGUCUGUGUUCCCCUCGCGCAGUGGUUCUCAACCUGUGGGCCCCCAGGUGUUUUGGUCUACAACUCCUAGAAAUCCCAGCCAGUUUCGCAGUGGUUAGGAGUUAAAGGUCAAAACAUCCGGGGACCCACAGAUUGAGAACCACUGCCCUAGCAGGUACCCAAGGCAAGACCCCUGGAUUCUUGGGCCAUGCCAGUGCCUUGUUAUGUUCAUCAUCUAAUAAGUUAUUUAACACAUAUUUCGUCAAGUUAAUAAGGAUAUGUUUUUUACCAGUUUAAAUUUUUUUAUCAGAUAGGCAUGGCCAAAUUUCGGCCCUUCAGGUGUUUUGGACUUUAACUUCCACAAAUCCUGACAGCCUACUGGCUGUUAGGAAUUGUGGUAGCUGAAGUCCAAAACACCUGGAGGGCCAAAGUUUGCCCAUACCUAAAUUAGACUAAUGAUUCAGCUAAAUGUUGCAACCCUAGAAUGUGACUGUUUAACUAGCAAGAUGUCUGUGAUUACAAGAGAGAUCUGUACAUUGCAGAGUCCCAAAGGGUCAUUCUGAACUUGAGGUCAGUCCAACAGAUGUACUGUAUUUCUCCCCAUACAUCUACAAAACAGUGUCCCAAUCUUAUCUGCAACAAUUUAGUUUUCCCAUAUGUGUGAACGGAAACAAUGCCCUUGAAAAAUGUUUUGUAAGACCCUUUUCAUGCAUGAGCUAGCCAUACCCUUUUUUAGGGAAAGAGAUAGCAGCAUUACUUUGUUCAUACUUCAUGUAGCUUGUUCAGCUUAGUAUAUAAUGUAAUGGGAACCAACAACAAUUGAACCCAUAUCUAUCCAUACAGUUGCUCUUGAGAUCCAUUUUCUUGCUCAUGAUAGAAUGGAACACAAGAGCUAUUCUGACUCAAUAGCUUAGCUGCAAGUGUGAUGUUGUGGGAAAGUUCUGUAGCUAUCUCUAUUUAAUCAGUACAGUGUUCCCUCAGCAUCUCGUGGCUCGCUUACCGCGGACUCACUGUUUUGCGGGUUUUCUUGAGCAGCCUGACGAGGCCUUCUCCACCUGGGUGUCCUCCGCUGCCUGGCAGAGCAGAGACCCAAGGCACGGUGGGAAAAGCCUGCCUCCUUGGCCUGCUGUUGCCUGUGUGGCUCUGGAGGUGAAAGGACCUCGGCAGAGUGGCAGCCUGAGGUGUGGGGUGGGGAAGGCCUGCCUCCUUGAUUAAAGUAAUGUUAAAAAAUUAAAAUAAAUACAGUGUCCAUACUUCAUGGAAUUUCACUUACCAUGGGUGGUCCUGGAAUCCAGGUAAACCUUGUAAAAUGUCAUGCAACAGUAGGUGAAAAACGAUAAAUUCCCAGGAGCUGAGGAGCCAUGUUUUCUCUUCAGAACAAGUAUAGCACUGAGAGAGAAGGGAGGAGCUAUUGCAUUACAUCUAGAUGUACAGAAAGCCAAACACAGUAUCACAGAUGCCCGGGGCAUGACAAGAGCAUAAGAGACAAAAUGCAGGAAAUGUUUUUUGGAUAUACAUCAUGAAUUUAAGGAUUAUUGUGAUAUGAGACAUGUUCAUUUCAUUGAACAGUAUCAUCUAAGUCAAUAAGGAUUAUUCAUCAAGUUUUUGGAAUGGGAUCUGUUUUUUGGUGGGCAUUCUGCAGGGUUGAAGUCUGAAUGAAUCUAAAGGUUUGAAUACUCAGGUUCCUGGAAUGGCAUAGCUCUACUAGGGACUUUGCUGUGAAAUAUAUUCUGGAUCACAAUUGGAUCCAACUGCUAGAGCUGUCCCAAAGCAAGCAAAAUGGACAGUUCAUGUUAAAUUAAUUUCUGCAUAUCAUAAUGUUCAAAGCAUUUGGGGAGAAAUAUGUUCUUCAUGUUGUUGUCAUAUGUCAAAUUAAAACUGGCCAUUUUCUUUAACAAUGUUUCCAUGAUCCACUGGCAGAGCAGCUAACAAUAAUGAACAGCACAAUAUUUCAGGGGUAUCUUACGACCAAAUAUACCUUUCUACUAGUGGAUCUUUGGUGUUUUGGUGGUACUAAUUGAUAGUUUUAAGAACAAAUGAGCAUAACAAGCAGUAAAUGAACCCAAGCCUUAAUGCAAUAGAAAUAGUGAGAUCUUUUCAUACGCAAAGUGUGUCUAGAUAAUAUGCUUUCAGUGAAAGCAAUCAAGGAAAUGUUAAAAAUGACUAAUGUCAUGCUGUUUUCUAGUUUGUACAUUCAAGAAUCUUUUGUACUUUUGUUCUUAAAUUGUUUAUUUUUGCAAAAAAAUAAAAGGAAAUGGAAACUG
Molecule: messenger RNA, 5380 nt
Organism: Anolis sagrei ordinatus
Lineage: Eukaryota; Metazoa; Chordata; Lepidosauria; Squamata; Anolidae
Gene: PKDCC
Product: protein kinase domain containing, cytoplasmic
Biological process (GO): skeletal system development; peptidyl-tyrosine phosphorylation
Cellular component (GO): extracellular region
Molecular function (GO): ATP binding; non-membrane spanning protein tyrosine kinase activity
Source: RefSeq, a predicted model, not a curated record